GUUUGCUAUUAGGAAAGAAGGGUUAAUUCAGCUGAGUGACUUGCACCCGAUAAACUUAUAUACAGGGAAGCACUUGGUUUAUACUCUUCCUGCCUGGUUACCUUCUUGCUGAAACAAUGAAUUAUUCGAGCUACCUCUUAGCAUCCUGGCUUUGUGUUAUGUUGGGUUAUUCUCAAGCUACUAUAGGAGAAGACCUAAGAACUCUUAUGGAAUACUUUCAGAAUGAAAGUACAUCAUCUGAUAUAUCUGAUAAUGGGACUCUUUUCUUGAACAUGAUGGACCGUUGGAAAGAGGAUGGUGACAAGAAAAUCCUAAUGAGCCAAAUUGUCACAGUUUAUUUCAAAAUCUUUGAAAUCUUCAAGAACAACACCAUCAUCAAAAAAAGUGUGGAGAACAUCAAAGAAGAUAUGAUCAUGAAAUUCUUCACUAACAACACUGCCAGCAAGGUGAAUGACUUUGAAGCGGUCAUCAACACUCAGGUGAAUGACCUCAGAGUCCAAAAGAAAGCUAUAUUUGAAUUAGCCCUUAUCAUGAAUGACCUCUCAUCCAAACCUCAUCUCAGAAGGAGAAAAAGAAGACAGAACAGAAAACAAGGAGAAAUCAAACAGUAGUCUUUCCACCUGCAAUUCUCAAGUUAUUUGCUAUUUAUUAAUAUUUAAUAAUUUAGAUUAUUUAUAUAAAUAUAUAUUUUGGACACACUGACCAACUAUUUAUGAUAUCAACUGUUAUAUAAUUAAAAACAAAUAUCUAUUACUAUAUAUAUUCAAUGAUUAUUUAUGAUUUUUAUAUUCCACCCAUCCUGUGUCAAGCUAUGACAAAAUCCCCCUGCCAAAUGGGCUUUUCUUAUGCAGAUUGCAGAAUUUCACUACUGUCUGGAAGAAUAUCAUUGUCCACACAGCAGUGAAGAGCAAGGUAUAUUUGUUUUUCCUUGUGAAGUUCUACAAAUGAAGAGACUUUUCAGUCUGAAGUCUGCAUUCUGAGCCAAUUGUUUUCUUCUAUUUGAUUUCUGUGUCACAUAAUACUUGAAUGUGUUACCCUUUCAAAAAUGCAAUAUCCGAGUUGAAUGUACCAACUACAGCUAUGCAAUACUAUUUAAAACUAGAAGUGCACCCAGAUGGGAAAUAACUCUUUGGUUUAUAUGAUCAAUAGUAUGGUUAAAUAAAAGUUUGAUUUUUGCAAGUA
Molecule: messenger RNA, 1182 nt
Organism: Vombatus ursinus (common wombat)
Lineage: Eukaryota; Metazoa; Chordata; Mammalia; Diprotodontia; Vombatidae
Gene: IFNG
Product: interferon gamma
Exons: 4
Coding region: 117-611 (164 amino acids)
Biological process (GO): immune response
Cellular component (GO): extracellular region
Molecular function (GO): type II interferon receptor binding
Source: RefSeq, a predicted model, not a curated record